AUGGUACCCGAUCCACCGCCCACACCGCGCUUGAACAGCCUCCUGAGCGGCUUCCAGGUCAACAGCGACCCCCUCUGGGGCACGUCCUCGGAGGCUACCGCCAUUCUCGCCCAGGUCCAAGCCUGGCUCGCCUCCAAGAAUGCCUCGCUUCAGCCCAUCUCCGACGUGCCUCUCAUCUACUCGCAGGCCGUCAUGGAACAUUUUGGCUUCACGCGUAGAGACAUGCGGAAGCCUGGCAGCUUCAAGUAUCUCUGUGGAUGGCCGCAGCUCACCACCCCGAGAAAGGACGGAAGGCUCGCCCCCGUCCGUGGUCGGAAGGGCUGGGGCGUACACCCCGCACUGUCCUUUAAUCGUGUUGACGGUUACAACCCCACGGUUUACCUCUUCUUCCCAUCGCUAGCUAUCUGCACAGAAUGCAAGCUGACAGCAAGCUUCCCCGGCCGCUCCUUGUGCAAGAAUGCCAGUGCCGCCCGCUUCCCGACCCUGUUCAGCACACCCUCCUUCGCCCGCAACAAGCUCGGCGACUGCAACUACUGCAAGUCGCGCGACCUCGUCUGCUCCGCGCGCAACUGGACCUUCCUCGGCUCGACGGGCACGCUGCCGGACAAGCACACGCUGGAUGAGGCGGUCGCGUACGAGCAGUGGAUGGAGGACCACGCUGUCGAUACGGAGUUCACGCAGCAGUUGGUGAAGCGCAAGCGCGCAUCGGUUGGCGGUACGCAGAGCAAGAAGAGGACCAAUCCGAGAGUUAGCUCGCCGCGCAGCUUGCCCACGCAAAGCGCCAGCUCGCACCGCACCCCUUCGCCGCAGUUACCGCCGACACCAGAUUCGCGGCCGACUGUGACGCCUGCUCAGCCAAGUUCCGCUGCGUCCAGUCUGGGUCCCUCUAACCAUGACAAUGAGCGCCGUAACAACCCUCCCAACGUUGUUAAUGGCCCCGGCUUUUCUUCAUCCUAUCACCCAACCCCAGCUACCGGCAACCGCCUCUUCCCUGUGGGUACCAUUCCUGCCACGAACAGCAUUCCCGGAACCUCUGUGACUCCAAGCCCGAUUCCUCCCGCGGCGAGCAGCAGCGUCAUCAACCUCGGCAACACCGCCAACGAGACUUCGGCACCCUUGCUCGGCUCAUCCCAAAACCCCCUAAGCAUCUCUCUCCCGACUCCCAGCUCCCUACCCGGCUCAUCCCUCAACGCGACCCCCAGCUCUCUACCCAGCUCAUCCCUCAACGCCCUGGGCAUUACCCUCCCGACCCCGCGCCACCCCGAAGAAGUCAUGGCCGCGCACAACCUCCUCUGGACCGAGUAUCAACUGCAGCAAACGCGUCUCGCCGCCAUUCCCUCGCUCGAAUCCCACAUUACGCAGCUCUCCGCCUCGCAAGCGUCGCAAGCCUCCCUCUCCGCGCUGGAGGAAGAACUCUCGUCCUUGCGCUCGACCCACACCUCCGUGGAGGGAGAACUGCAACUGGCACAAGUCGAGCUCACAGUCCUGCGUGCGGGCCAGCGGGCACGGGAUGAGCGGAUCGCCGCGUUGGAGCGUGAUGUGACAGGGGCAGAACAACGCGCCGAGGCGAUGAAGCAGCGCAUGCAGCAGCGCGCAGCCGAGAUGGAGCGCCGUGCCCGCGCCGGCGAGGCGGCGGCGCAGCACGCACAGUUUGCGGACGAGCGCACACUCGUCGUGCAGCAGACUCUUGGCCGGGCCGAGGCGCGUAUCCGUGCUUUGGAGGCGGAUGUGGCCCUGAGCAAGGUGCAGGCUGAGAAUGCCCGAGUCGAGCUCGUGGCAGCCCGGGCGGAGACGGCGCAGGCAAGAGAGGAGAGCAGCGUCGCGAAGGCGGAGGCGGAGCGCUUGAGGGAGCUGAUCCGGGCCGAGGAAGAACCGGAGGACGGCGAGAUCAGCGAUGAUCCCAUCGCGCUGCUGCUUGUGAGGCGUAAGCUCGCGCAGACACAGAAGCGCCUUGCGGCAGAGCAGAAGGAGAAGCAGGCUUUGACUGCCGAGUUGGCGCGGGUGAGGGCUGAGCUGGAACGCGCCACCUGCCCCGACAUUGAGUUCGAGUGGUGA
Molecule: messenger RNA, 2055 nt
Organism: Trichosporon asahii var. asahii CBS 2479
Lineage: Eukaryota; Fungi; Basidiomycota; Tremellomycetes; Trichosporonales; Trichosporonaceae
Exons: 2
Coding region: 1-2055 (684 amino acids)
Source: RefSeq, a predicted model, not a curated record